This is a messenger RNA of Lathyrus sativus (Indian pea), 2370 nucleotides long. NCBI's taxonomy places the organism in Eukaryota, Viridiplantae, Streptophyta, Magnoliopsida, Fabales, Fabaceae. The record is from the annotation of a GenBank genome assembly.
AUGUCGUCAAAUUCGAAGUACCCAAUUCUUGAUGAUAAGCCCAUCAAUCAGUGGAAGGUUACAGAGCUGAGAGAGGAGCUUAAGAAAAGGAAGUUAGCAACCAAAGGUUUAAAGGAGGAUUUAAUCAAUCGAUUGGAUGAAGCUAUUCGUGAGGAAAGGGAGGGUGCUGAGUCUUCCCCCGAACAGGAGGAGGGUGCCGAGGCUUCCCCCGAACAGGAGGAGGGUGCCGAGGCUUCCCCCGAACAGGAGGAGGGUGCCGAGGCUUCCCCUAAACAGGAGGUGGCGGCUGAGGCUUCCCCCAAACAAGAAGAGGCUGCUGUUGAGGCAUCCCCUGAACAGGAGGAGGCUGCGGUUGAGGCCUCCCCUGAAAAGGAGGCUGUUGAGGCUUCCCCUGAACAGGAGGCUGCAGAGGGUUUGGAGAAGGAUGAGGCUAAUGGUUUACAUACUCAAGAAGAUGAGGUAAAAGAUUCCCAGACAGGUAAUAUGGACGCUGAAAUGGUUGAUACAACUUCUGAAAAGGGGAAUUACGGUGUAGAACCAUUUGAAACGGAAAAUGUUGUGAAGGUUCCAGAGGCCGUGGAUAAUGACGGUAGUAAGAGUAUUGAGCAGGAUGCUGUUACUGACCCAGUUGACAAUAAUAAUACCGUGUCUGCCAUGGACGUAGAAGGCGAGCAUGCGGUUUUGCCAGUUGGUGUAGAAUCUGAUAACGCGGGAGAGGAGGUAGUUGCCCAUCCUUCCACUGUAGAGACCACUGUGGAGACUACUGUAGAGACCACUGUUACGGUCACUGAGACUGUAGAAACAGAAGUAGUAGUCACUGGUCAGGAUCCUGAUGGUUCAGAGAAGAAUAAUGAGGAUUCAGCUGCCAAGCUAGAGAAUGAGGAAUCAAGGGUGCAGCUGACUAGUGAGGAGUCAAAGCUCCAGCUGGAGUGUGACCCGAAGCCUACCUGUGAUGUUCUCAUGCCCAUCUCUUCUGCUCCAGAAAACCAGGUAUCUGAGGUCAACCCUAGUUUAGGGUCUCAAGUAAAAUCUGAUUCUUUUUCUACUGAUUCUGUGUCAAUUAAUGAAAAGAAUGAACUAAAGGAUACUAUAAUUGCUAAUAAUGUCAAAUUAGAACAAGAUAAUGUUAGGCCAGAGAUGGUGGAAGAACCAUCAUCCACAAAUGACGUACCUGUUUAUGAUGAAUCGCAUUCGCAUUCAAUGGAUGUUGGUGGAGGGAUGCAUGAAAAAAAGUCACAUGUUGAAGAAAAUAACAACAAUGUUACAAGUCCAGAGUUGAACAAAACCAAUAGUAGUGAUGAUGUAGGGUAUCCAGAAAAGUUGAACUUGGACAGAAGUUCUGGUGAUGAUUCCAUGGAAGAGGACUUGCCUGAGACUAGGCAAUAUGAUUCUAAGUUUAAUGUUGAUGAACUUAGGGACAAAGUCGAGAAUAAUGAAGUUCCUAUGGUCAAUGAAGAAAGCAAACCAAUGGUUGAGGGAGAUGGUGUAUCCGCAAGAAAAAGCGAUACCCAUCAAGAUAUUGACAUUAGUCCUGUUUCCUUGACCGAGAAGCGAAAAUAUCCUGAACAAACAUUAGUCGGAAAUAAUGAGCCUGCAAAAAGGCAACGCAGGUGGAACACUGAUACUAUUAAAGGGUCAGAUCUGCAAGGCACUACUCCCAGACCCGCCAUUACACCCAAGGAUGGACAAAUUACUCUGAAGCGCAGCUUUUCUAGGUCUAAUUCCUCAGCAACUGAUGAUACACCUAAAGAACGCAUUGUUCCUCCAUCACGAAGGACCCCAACUAAUUCCCUCAGGAUUGAUCAAUUCCUUCGUCCAUUUACCCUAAAAGCAGUGCAAGAACUUCUUGGCAAAACUGGGAGUGUCAGCAGUUUCUGGAUGGACCAAAUAAAGACUCAUUGCUAUGUUACUUACUCGUCCACCGAAGAGGCUGUUGAGACACGAAAUGCUGUGUAUAAUUUGCAAUGGCCUCCAAAUGGUGGGCGGCUCUUGGUUGCAGAGUAUGUUGAUCCUGAAGAAGUGAAAAUGAAGCUAGAAGCUCCUCCUACUCCAACUGCCUCUGUAAACAGUGUUCCAACACUUCCUCCCGCACCACCAUCAUCACAGCCGGAGCCUUCCCCUCGUCAGCACAGGGAGCAGCAUCUUCCAGUUGCUCUCCCACCUCCACCACCAUUGUCAAGGCCCGCACCAGUUGCAAGGGAACGACUUCCAUCGCCACCACCCCUUCCUGAGAAAGUGGAACCACCUAUUGUCACUCUGGAUGACCUCUUCCGCAAAACCACAGCAACUCCUCGUAUCUAUUAUUUACCUUUGUCUGAAGAGCAAGUUGCUGCAAAACUUGCCGCACAGGGUAAAAGUACGAGGCAGUAG